AUGUUUUUACUGGCAGCUAUAAACCUUCUAGUUCAUAUCGUAAUACAUUGUUCGAACGCUACUCCAUGUUCAGAUUUGGACUUGUUAGGAUCAAAUAAGAACACAGAUGAGAAUUAUACAAUUGAAUUCGAAAAAGCUCCAUCAUCAAAUAUCAUCAAAGUCAAACUCGUAAGAAAACAAACUCCUUCUAACAUAUCAUGGUUUGUUAUGGCUGCAAGUGAUUCAACGAGAGUAUUAGGUUUAUGGCACCCGUUCACUCCAACGGAUGGUCAGGUAAUUCAUUGUUCAACAUCAUUAGAACAAGUAGUAACCAACGAAGAUUCUUUUAUGCUAAGCGCAAAUCAAUCACAAUAUACCUUUUUUUGGAUGCAUUCGAAUUCAUUGAAUGAAUCAAUUAUUUUCAUUGCAACAAUAUUCUAUUCGAAUGAUAGAGCUACAAUGAGAUAUAUUCAAAGUCCACCAAUAGAAAUGGAACAAAAACAAGGACGCGAACGAUACCAAUAUCCCACAGAAUUCUGCAAUUCAUCACCAUGUCAAAAUAGUGGCACAUGUGUUCGGAACGGUCCGAACUCUUAUUGUCAAUGCUCGCUUGGUAUCAUAGGUGCAAACUGCGAUCAAUUAUCGCAAUGCAAUGAUAUGAAUUGUUUGAACAAUGGCACAUGUGUUGUUCUAUCAGCGGGUUCUUAUCAAUGUAAUUGUGCUCCGGGCUAUGGAGGAAUCUAUUGUCAUCAUAAUAUCACUGGAUGUGUUUUCCCUUUUAUCGACAAUGAAUAUCAAUCGCAGAAUAGUUGUAUAACAAGCAAUGACUAUAUGAAUGGAACUGUCCCAUGGUGUAAAAGUGCUUCAGGUCGGCCAAAUAGUUGUCAAAUCGACUAUUGUAAACAGAAACCAUGCAGAUAUGGCUCUUGUAUUCCAUCUAUGCGAUAUACAUUUGGAGUUCUGUUUUCAACAUUCACGUGUUCGUGUAACGUUGGCUUUACUGGAAGAUUGUGUACGCACACUUACUUUCGAGCGAAAGUUAGAUUCAAAGCUCCAGAUAUGUCGAAGACUACCCUAAAUGCUCUGGAAUCGUCUACAACCCAAACUUAUCAGAAUUUGACAAAUUUAUUCCGGAGUUUGGUUCGUAAUCAAACCAACUCAAGUUUUGACUUUUCACCGUUAAUGUACACUACUUUUUCAACUUAUACAGGCAAUUUCAUCCAGAUUACCACUGACAUGUCUUUUGCCGGUAAUAUAACUCAACGACAGAUUUAUGAUACUAUUCAGCCCAUUCUUGCUAAUCUUCCACCUUACUUCAAGUUAGUGUAUGACAACACGAGUCUCACUGAUAUCAGCGAUUUUGAACCGCUGAAUGCUGCUCCGCAUUGUACUUUACCACAUGAAUACUAUACUAAACAAUCAUCAGUAUGUCAUAUGACCAUAGACGGGAAUGCUUAUUGUGCGUAUGGACAAAACUAUACAGUAGCUGAUCGUAGAAUAUGCGACUCGACUGGUUUGCCUACACAACAACAUACUGCAUGCGAAACUUUGAAUAUGACAAACCCAUGUAAUGGUACGCCGGAUUUUCCAAUACAUUGUUUACCAUCCGAUACAAAUUGGACGUGUUUUUGUGAGUUAACGCAGAUCUUAGGUCGCAAUUGUCGAACUCAAUAUCUUUGCCAAAGCGGUUCGACACUUUGUCAAAAUCAGGGUACUUGUGUCUACCAAGCUGAUAUAGAAGAUUUCAUAUGUUUAUGUCCACCAACAUACUACGGACGUCAAUGCGAGUCUUAUUAUUUGACGAAUUCUACCUAUAGAAUUUACCUCCUCAAUUACAAUUCAAAUGAACCGACACUAAACAAUCAACUGUUAAUCUUAUAUAUGAACGAAACAAUAAUGGAUAUGACAAAUCGCAGGGCUUUUGCUAGUAAUAUUACUAUUCGGCCGUCGGGUGAAGUUACAAUAUUUGUCACGACAAGAAAUUAUUCAUUGCGUGACUUCGAUGUUGUACUGGCGAAUAAAGUUAACUCAAACUGGAGUAUUGGUCAAUAUCAAGCGUCUUUUAAUGACACUAGUUCGCCUCUUGCAUCAGGAAAUAUGAGCUAUUGUUCUUUUCCGUUUACCUAUAAGGGCGUUAAUUAUACAACAUGCACCACUGUUGAUGUUGGCUCUCCGUGGUGUAGUGGAACAUCUACGUUCUCUGGAAUUAUUCUCGAUUGUCGAAAAAUCGAUUGGUGUGCACCAUCGCCAUGUCUAAAUGGUGGCAUCUGCUCAAGGUACGACAAUGGGACGGUCAAUUGUAAUUGUAGUGCUUGCUAUACGGGUCCAUUCUGUCAGUCUAUUGAUUUCUGCUGUCUGAACGUUUGUUCGCCACAUGGCGCUUGUCUAUCAGGCUUGAAUAAUACAUACACAUGUUUAUGCCAGUCUAGUUAUAGCGGCAUUAAUUGUAGUAUUUACGAACCAUGCAGAGCUUCACCAUGUCAGAAUCAGGGUGAGUCUGAAAACGAAAUUUCGAAAAAAUUUUGUACUAUUACUUUGAUUGGAGGAACCUGUGUAUCAACUCCUGAUGGCCGUUAUACGUGUACAUGCAAAGCACAAUGGACUGGUGUCGAUUGUGCAAUGCUAGUGAAUCCUUGUGCUCCAUCACCCUGCUUAAACAAUGCUGUAUGUACUGCUGUUGGAACACAAUUCACUUGUACAUGUCCACCUGGUCGAACAGGACGGUAUUGUGAAAUGGCUAGUCAGACACCUCAAAAGCCUAAUGUCGUUUGUAACCAAACUGAUACUGCCGUUGAAUUCACCCUAUCAUCAUCUUCUCAUUCUGCAUGGAACUCAGUAUCAUAUUGUUCGCUGCAACAGUGUCGACCUAACAUCAACAAUGACAACAAUACCUGCGUUUUAUCACCAAGGCCUUGUUUUGACUAUCGUGCACCGAAUAAUGCAAGCUAUUGUGCACCCGGUAUUUCCUGCUCAAUAUUAGAGGCGUGCAACAAUACAGCGUAUCGUUGUACAUCAAGCACUUCGAUAUGCAUUACUAAUUCAUGUUGUUCACCACGCGCAGUUUGUUUACCAUUGUCAUGGACAAGUUUCUGUUGA
Adineta ricciae is the source of this 3075-nucleotide messenger RNA. The record is from the annotation of a GenBank genome assembly. NCBI's taxonomy places the organism in Eukaryota, Metazoa, Rotifera, Eurotatoria, Adinetida, Adinetidae.